Molecule: messenger RNA, 1161 nt
Organism: Humulus lupulus (European hop)
Lineage: Eukaryota; Viridiplantae; Streptophyta; Magnoliopsida; Rosales; Cannabaceae
Exons: 2
Coding region: 1-1161 (386 amino acids)
Source: RefSeq, a predicted model, not a curated record
AUGGAUCCUGACUUUGAGAUAUUUGACUCUUCGUCAUCCGAGGAGGAGGAGGAGGAGAUAAUUUUAGCUCUUGAUAUUGAAGAAGAACGCUUGGGUAAUGAAAGAGUCUCAACAUCGCAUCGUAGGUCUAUUCCCCAACGUGCAUUCAAUCGAAGAAAUUCGCUUGAAGGCCAUGAACGCCUCUUUCAAGAUUAUUUUUCUAAGUCCCCGACGUAUCCACCGAAUUUAUUCCGCAGUAGGUUUCGAAUGCAACGUCAUCUUUUCUUGCAUAUUCAAGCCGAAGUCGAAGCAUAUGAACCAUAUUUCGUCCAAAGAAGAGAUGCUGCUAAAAGACUGGGUCAAAAAAUAACUGCUGCAAUGAGAAUAUUAGCCUAUGGAGUCUCUGGAGAUUUUGUAGAUGAACACUUGCGGAUUGCAGAGAAUACAGCAGCCAAGUGUUUGAAAAAAUUCGUUAAGGCUAUCAUUGGCAUAUUCUCCCAUGAAUACUUAAGAUCCCCAAAUGAGAACGAUAUAGCUAGAUUGUGCGCAGUUGGAGAUAGUCGCGGGUUUCCUGGGAUGUUAGGAAGUAUUGAUUGCAUGCAUUGGAAAUGGAAAAAUUGUCCAAGUGCUUGGAAAGGAAUCUCCCAUAAUGAUAUUAAUGUCCUAGAACACUCUUCUGUUUUUAAAGAGCUUGCUGAAGGACAUGCUCCAAAGGUCAACUACUCAAUAAAUGGAAAUGACUAUUCGAUGAGCUACUAUCUUGCCGAUGGUAUAUAUCCUUCAUGGUUGACGUUUGUCAAAACAAUUCAUGCUCCACAUGGCUGUAAAAAUAAACAUUUUGCAGCAACUCAAGAAUCAGCAAGAAAAGAUGUAGAACGAGCUUUUGGAGUGCUUCAAGCUCGAUUUGCUAUUGUACGUGGACCGGCACGAUUUUAUGAUCGAAAAACACUUAAGGAGAUUAUGAUGGCAUGCAUUAUUUUGCAUAAUAUGAUCGUAGAAGACGAGCGACAUACUUAUCUUCGAGUCGAAGACUUUGUUUAUGAACAAAGCGAUGAAAUAACUGAAGAGCCUAUGUCCCAUGAGCAUACAAAUGAAUUUGUAAACUUCAUUCAACGCCAUCAUCACAUUCGAGAUCGAGGAAUUCAUUUUCAACUUCAGUCGGAUCUUAUUGAACAUUUAUGA